AUGAUAACGUUUGUCGCUCUCUUCAUUGCAUCUUUGGUGAAUCCUAUAAGUGGCGCCGCUGUUUUUAACGCACCUUCAAAUGACACCGGCGAUGUCUUAGCGCUGACGAUAUCACCACAAAUCUGGCAGCUCCUCGUGACUAAUGAAGAAAUGAUCAAAGAUGCUGUGAAUUCUAUAGAAGUGCCCGAAAUCAAUGAAGAGAUGAUGCUGACAAAGUAUAGAAUAUGGAACGUAACCGUGGAGGAAUUUUCGUUUUCAAACGAAAGCAUCUCUUUCAAGGAUAUGAAGGACGGUGUGCGCCUGAUUAUAAAUGACGUGCUGGUCCACGUAGGUAUGCAGGCUAAUGUACAAGUUGGGAAGAGAAUUUUUGGAAAAUGGGUCAAAGUAUUGAGCCAAACUGGUGACAUCAGCGUUUUGUCGAAAGGGUCAACCUUCGACGUUGCACUGACCUGGAGUGAUUUCAAAUUCCGUCCUUCAACAAAAGUGCACUUGAACUUAGAUAUCAAGUUGACAAAACAUCUACGUAUAUACAAUCUCUUAACUCCGCUUGUUGAGAAGACUAUAUCCUUUAUAUCCAAAGUGGCACUUCCAAUAAAAGUGAAGCAACUGGUUGAAAAGGAGUUGAAUCCCCGCCUGCAAAGAGUAAAACAACUUAUAAAAAGCAACGACAUCUUCAACGUCACCGAUUUUGAUGAUAAAUGGGCAGUGCAACUCAAUGUGCAGCAAGGGCACAUGCGUGUGGCUUUGAAGCCAAAGAGCAUGAAGCAAACAGUUUCACCUGUGGUGCCAAUCAACAAAGUCAUGUGCGUCAAUACCGAUUUACGCUUGAUUCGUUCCGCAGUUCUGUCUGAAAAACAGCGAUUGAUGACUGCAUCGAAGGCGGUGAAGUCAAUCAGCGAACUGGAGUUUGACUGCCUCGCCCCACAAUUUAAAUGCAGAGGGUUCCGUUGUCAAUUCUGCACCGACAUCGAAAUUGUUCCAGCAGAAACGAGUGAAGCUGAUCUUUUCUACAAUUGUCUCUCGUUUUGAUUGCGAAGUAAACUUAUCUUGAGCAGCUGUUUCACGAUUUUUUAAAGAAUGUUCACGCAGG
Molecule: messenger RNA, 1090 nt
Organism: Cylicocyclus nassatus
Lineage: Eukaryota; Metazoa; Nematoda; Chromadorea; Rhabditida; Strongylidae
Source: the annotation of a GenBank genome assembly